Molecule: messenger RNA, 2937 nt
Organism: Phodopus roborovskii (desert hamster)
Lineage: Eukaryota; Metazoa; Chordata; Mammalia; Rodentia; Cricetidae
Gene: Cldn1
Product: claudin 1
Exons: 4
Coding region: 123-758 (211 amino acids)
Biological process (GO): cell adhesion; bicellular tight junction assembly
Cellular component (GO): bicellular tight junction; plasma membrane
Molecular function (GO): structural molecule activity
Source: RefSeq, a predicted model, not a curated record
GCAGGGGUCCUAGCAAUAACUUGUUCGCCGAGACCUCGCCACCUUCGGGAGCCCAGCUGCGCACCUUGCAAACUCAGCCUUCUGCACCUGCCACUGAGCCCGCGCGAGCCUUGGACAGAGCCAUGGCCAAUGCGGGGCUACAGCUGUUGGGCUUCAUCUUGGCCUCGCUGGGAUGGAUAGGCUCCAUCGUCAGCACUGCCCUUCCCCAGUGGAAGAUUUACUCCUAUGCUGGGGACAACAUCGUGACCGCCCAGGCCAUCUACGAGGGACUGUGGAUGUCCUGCGUUUCGCAAAGCACAGGGCAGAUACAAUGCAAAGUCUUCGACUCCUUGCUGAAUCUGAACAGUACUUUGCAGGCAACUCGUGCCUUGAUGGUGAUUGGCAUCCUCCUGGGGCUGAUUGCAAUCUUUGUAUCCACCAUUGGCAUGAAGUGCAUGAAGUGCUUGGAAGACGAUGAGGUGCAAAAGAUGUGGAUGGCUGUCAUUGGGGGCGGAAUAUUUAUCACUUCUGGUCUGGCGAUUUUAGUGGCCACAGCAUGGUAUGGAAAUAGGAUUGUUCAAGAAUUCUAUGACCCUAUGACCCCUGUCAAUGCCAGGUAUGAAUUUGGCCAGGCCCUCUUCACUGGCUGGGCUGCUGCCUCCCUUUGCCUCCUGGGAGGUGCCCUACUUUCUUGCUCCUGUCCCCGGAAAACAACCUCUUACCCAACACCACGGCCUUAUCCCAAGCCAACACCUUCUAGUGGGAAAGACUACGUGUGACAGAGGUGAAGAGAAUCAACUGAAGCAAAUACAAAACGGACAUUGAAACUAGUAUUGACAUUGAGGCCUUAAACUGUUGACUAUGGUUAUCUGAACUGCAGUAUAACAAAGGAAGCAUAUUUUUAUACAUCCCUGUGGCUAUGAGGGGCUUGGCUGUGCCUUACCAUCUUUCCUGAGUACAGGAAAGAAGCCUUUGCUGUUAAAUUGCUGCUUCCCACUGAGUAAUCCCACUCAAAUGAGGGAAGGGUGCUCCUUAAGUGUGUAUAAAUAUGUAUAUAUACAUAUUUUCUAUUAAAGCAUAGACAGUUAAAAACCUCUUACUCUCCUUAUAUUGGUACCAGCAUACUUAAAAUGACUCAAAAUAUAUACAAUCCCAUAGUGACUAAAUAAGCCUACUGAUGUAUUUUUCCUUUUCUCUAUUAACGUAUAUGAUCAGUCAGAUAUCAUCUCUUUGAUCAACAUUUAGUGUCCUAGCCAUAAGACCAAACUUCCAUAUCAACUCUAACUUUGUCCCUUUUCCCAUGUGUAUUCUUCACAACAACAUAUUUAAGUUUUGUUUUACUCUAACAACAAUUGCUCUUUCAGCCUAUUACUUUGAGGUUUGUUUCUAACUCCCGAAUCUAAUAAUGAAUUUCACAGCCCAUACUUGAAGUUUAAAACAAGCACAAAUCACUUAGUGCUUCCAUUUCUGAGCUGUGAAAGCAAAUCUUCCGGAUAGGUGAUGUGUUUUUUGCUGACCUUCCCUGACAGUCCUUGCACUUUGGUCCCUAGCCGUCUUGUUUGCUUUGAAAAUAUUUGUUUUUCUGAGUGGCAAUACUGCUAACUCUGUUGUUGGAACAGUUUUAUUGAUUGAAUUUUUCAGAUACUUAUUCACUCUUCCAUAGUCUGCAAACUACGUUUUUUUUUUUUUUUUUUUUUUCCUUCCUUGGCUACCUUGUUUUCUCAUGUAUAAUUAUCAUGUAUGGUUUAGCUCUUCCCAGAGAGGUGUGGUCUGUUUAUCUACACAAAGUGCUAGACUUGCAAGAGUGAUAAUAUAGUGACAAAUAUUCUCUCUAUAGCUGUGAGCAAUUUACAGUCUUUAUACCUCUUUUCCCAUCUGUCAAAUUGGGAUAAUUACACUUAACCAGCUGGUAGAGGUAAUGCGAGUAUUAAUUAGUUGAUAUGACUCUCAUUCUUUGAACAUGAAAUAUGCCUAAGCAGUGUUUUUCCUUGCUCAAUUAACAGUUUUGAAGUCACUGAAUAAAAAUGUACACACACACACCUUCACGCUGCUCAGUAUCUUUCUUUUUUCAUGAGUCUAUUUCCUCCCCUUUAGCUGUGCCUGGCUUACUCAGCUCAGUGCUUUCAUUUUGACAAAUGCUCUUACUAUUCUGAUCUGUAGGAAAGGACCUUCAGCAGAGUAAGAUGAUGCAAUCAAAAGGGUGUUGACAUUGACGUUUUGAGACCUCGAUUUGAAUCUUGGUGCUAUCACUUAAUGACUGACUUACUUGGCUGCCCUAAAUGUAUUGCUACACCUAUACAAUGAGUUCAGUAACUCCUGCCAUGCCUAUGUCACUGGAUUCAAGAGGGGACACAUGGAAACAUGGUUUUAUGAGGGGAAACAUGUUGCUGUAGAGAAAUUAAGGAAUUUAUGUUAAUAGGUUUCGUGGUUAUUUCAAACAACUGGAAAGAGGAAAUUUUUAUUUGGUUUUCUUUCCUUAACAAGCCUCUCAAACAAUAAGCUACUAAAGCUCACUAAGUUAAACUGAUCUGGAGUCUUUAAAACUUUUUGUUGUUUGAGGCAGUGUCUUGGUCUGUGGCCUAUGCUGGCCAAGAACUCCUAAGUUCCAAAGGUCCUUGUGCAUCAGCUUUCCAGCUGUUAAGAUGACAUGCAUAAGCCCUAUCCCCCAUCAUAUCUUAAUUUCUUUAGUCUUUGAGUAAGCAAAUAUAAUGGAGGAAUGCAUACAAAUAACACUUGCCAAACUAUGUUACAUAGAGUUCUAUAUUCCAAAAAUAAUCCCAUAGAAGUUUGAUGUCAGAACUUAACACAGUAUUGAUAUUUUUAUACCCUAUUAUCAAACCUGGAAACAGACCAAUUGAUAUUUGGGAACUGUGAUGGGAAUUUGUAUAAAGCAUUACUCUUUUUCAAUAAAUUGUCGUUUUUUUAAUGAAAAAUAAAAGCUUCAUGGCUUGUUUUCUA